CGUACGUGCCAAGAUCCAUGGAACGCAGAGUGUGGUGUGUGUGCUCAUGUGUUGUCGUUUAUUAUUCACCUGUCCAGGAUGAGCUUUAGCAUGUGCUUAAAAGGUGUGUGAACCGGAGGACGCAAGCUGUGCCGGGUUGGCGGAAGGAAUAAAUAAACCCAGUUGGAAUAUGUAGUUUUAUAAGACCAGCAGAGUUGUACGCAGACUGCUAGCUACUUUUAGCUUUGUUGGUAACAGAACGCUAGCUUUUAACCUUACCAAAUACGGUUAAAAAGUCAAUGAUUUAGCUUUAUAUCCACAAACUACAGUUUUAUGUCGUGCUGUUGUUUUCCAACAAUAGUACCUGGCGAGUACUCUGAAAAAUAAAGUCUUUGUUUUAAUUGAGCAAAGUGCUAGAGAAGUGCUCGUCGGACCUUGUGACCUUCCUCCACAGUGGGUGUGUGUCUGGCUUCUUCACUCGCUGAGGACUGAGAUGACCCGGUAUGAAGUGUACAUAAGUACAUAAAGGAGCAGAGACCUCAUUCGUCUCCUGUAACCGGACAUUUAGUUGUUUUUAAGGUUGCACUUUCAGAAGAAUGACUCGCCGCUCAGUGGUGAACCUGGCGUGCCUUGGGAGCCGAGCUGUCACCCUGCUUUACAAAAACUCACCUCGUCCCCUUCACAUUUCACUAUGCAACUCUUCAUCUCAGCCCAAAGCUGGUUUCAAACCUGAGAAAGUCGCAGUUGUCACUAAGACUACACGCUACGAGUUUGAGCAGCAGCGGUAUCGCUAUGCGGGGCUAUCUGAGGAGGACCUAAAACAGCUGCUUGCUAUGAAGGGCUCCAGCUACAGUGGUCUGCUGGAGAGACACAACAUCCACACAAACAAUGUGGAGCAUAUUGUGAGGAGUUUGAGGAGAGAAGGUAUCGAGGUGAGAGUGGUGAAGAGAGGAGAGUAUGAUGAAGAAGUAGUGCGAUGGGCGGAUGCCAUUAUUUCUGCUGGAGGUGAUGGGACAAUGCUACUUGUUGCCAGUAAGGUUUUGAGCAAGGACAAACCGGUUGUUGGAGUCAACACAGACCCUGAGAGGUCAGAAGGUCAUCUGUGCUUGCCUGUACGCUACACUCGUGCCUUCCCAGAGGCGCUGGAGAAACUGUUCCGUGGUGACUUCAGGUGGCUAUGGCGUCAGAGGAUUCGACUACACUUAGAAGGAACAGGAAUCAAUCCGACCCCUGUGGACCUACAUGAACAGCAGCUGAGUCUGGAGCAGCACAACCAGGCUCACCGCAUCACCACCAUGGACAGCCAGCGCAGGACAGGAACACUACAUGAGAGCUUCUCCAAGCCCAGUCUCCUCCCCAUCAGAAGCCUGAAUGAAAUCUUCAUUGGAGAGUCUCUGUCCUCCAGGGUGAAGUUAAAAUCCUUCAAACCCCAUGUUAACCUCUUGCUCCAUAGGGCUUCCUACUAUGAGAUCUCUGUGGACGACGGCCAAUGGGAAAAGCAGAAGAGUUCAGGCCUCAGCAUCUGCACAGGGACAGGGUCAAAAGCCUGGUCAUAUAACAUCAACAAACUGGCUGAACAAGCCGUGGAGGAGGUUUUGAGAAUUGGAAAGUCCCAGAUGGGUCUUGAUUUCCCUUUAAAUCGUGAAUUUAUUGAAAAAGUUACUGAUGAAUACAAUGAGUCGCUGGUGUUCAGUCCUGAGGACCAGCGGUUGUUGUUCAGCAUCAGAGAGCCCAUCGUGAACAGGGUGUUCUCCAGCAGUCGACAGAGAGGCUUCGCCAGCAAGGUGUGUGUCCGCUCACGCUGCUGGGAUGCAUGCAUGGUGGUCGAUGGUGGGACUUCAUUUGAGUUCAAUGAUGGAGCCAUCGCGACAAUCAGCAUGAGCGAGGAAGACCAGCUGAGGACUGUCGUACUGGAAAACUGAGACUGGUUUCUGUGGAGCCAAAGGGGUGUGGUCAAAGGGAAGUACCAUGUUUUAGCUUUUAGCUACAUUUUUUUAAAUACCAGAAACAAAGGGUUUUUUGCAUUACAUUUUUUCAAAUCAAUUUUUCUUUCCAGGUGAAAACUAGUCAUAGAUAAUACAUGUUUUAAAUACUAUAUUAAGCUGGAGUUACAGUUUGUUACACUCUUUGCCCUCAAAUCAACAGUCCUUUCAAAUGAGCUUUUAAGUUGAAAAAUCUGCUUCACUGUGGGUUAAGUAGCAGUUGCAAAUGAAUUUCAGUUAUAUUGUUCCCUAUAUAUCUGGGUACUUGUGUCAUACAGUCAAAAAAACAAAGCCUCUGCCUUGAUAUAUUAGCCAUGUCUCUGAGUUCAGCUUAAAAUGGACAGAAGAUGAAGUGCUUUUAUAUUAACGUCAGUGUGGUCACAUGGAAAUGUUCAGUUAAAAUGAUCUUAUUCUGUACAUGACUCAAACAAGUCACACUGGUUAAAUAUAGCACUGGCCUCAAAGUCACACUGUAUUGGGUGUAAAAUACUGUGUAUUUCUGUAAUGGUAAAGAGAAUUUAACUUCAGAACAGCCAUGCUUUGAAUCAUGUUCAUCAACACAACAUGCAUGACUGGCUGGAAAAGAAUCAUAGGAGUAGAGCUACGGUUACAGAUGUAGGAUCCAUAUUUUAGUAUCCUGAUCGUGUCAGGAAAUAGAAGCAAAGUAAUUGUAUAAAUGCAGUAAUUCUGGUGACAUAUCAGGAAAUGUGACACAUUAGUACUGAAAUUCUUUUAUAUCUUUUACUGUAAGGGGAAAAAAAACACAAUCAAACUUGUAUCUGAAUACUUUGACCUCUUCACCCGGUCUGUGGUCCUACUGAAGACAGAAACCCAGAAAGACAGCUCAAAAACCUACAUGUUAAAGUAAGAAAAAGUGCAUUAAUUGGAGACCAUUUUCAUCAGUGUGUAAAUUCAUAUUUGGUGCUGUAGUGAAUAUUUCUAAUGGAGGACGAUGUAUGUGAGAUUGAAUUAACUACAGUGUGUGAUGAUGGUAAUGAAGGAACAUGUCAAUGCAACAGUUUAGCUCACUGAUAUGUUUAACACUUUUUGGAUACAACAAAGCAAAGCACAGAGGAAUUUGAUAUAUUCAGCUGCAGAGACAGACACACUUCUUUAUUGGUUUGGGGUUGAAUAUGUAUUUGUUGAUGGAAACAAAAUAUCACCUGCUGAAGGUAUAGCUCUAUGGGAAAGUUAAAGCACAGUGGUUUGUUACAGCUUAUUUGUCGACUAGAGGUAUUUUUGGAACACAGCCUAUAUAUUUUGUAGUUUUGUUGUUUUUUUUUUUGAUGCAUUUUGGUGCUGAAGAGAAUGAGCUGGAAAAUCAAGUGCACUAAAAUCAGAACUCCAUGAUAAAAUGAGCAGUUUGCUCCAUGUUUUAGGUCAAAAGUUUGUCCUCGCUAGACAGAAAAACUAGCCUUUGAAGUACAACUGAAACCAAGCAUGAGCCAAACAUGUAACGUCCUCCACCAUGUAUCCAUAUAUACUUUUUCACUGCUAAAGCCACUUGACACAAACUGGAACAACGCUGUUUGAUAAUUAUGCUGAAAUGACAUCUAUACUAGUCAGUGAUUUUAAAUAUGUGAUCAAAAUCACGUUUUGUUCAUGUUAAUGUUAAUAUACUUAAGUUAAAUGAUGGUGAAGCUGGAGGUGUUUGGAAGACUAGUUUACAAACUGAUCGGAAAAAUGUGAGGUGCGUUGUGCCAAAGGUGGAAGCUUUGUGUCGUUAUGUUUUGGAAUUGGAUAAAGUCUAAUGAAAAAGUG
Molecule: messenger RNA, 3722 nt
Organism: Sphaeramia orbicularis (orbiculate cardinalfish)
Lineage: Eukaryota; Metazoa; Chordata; Actinopteri; Kurtiformes; Apogonidae
Gene: nadk2
Product: NAD kinase 2, mitochondrial
Exons: 12
Coding region: 576-1901 (441 amino acids)
Biological process (GO): NAD+ metabolic process; NADP+ biosynthetic process
Cellular component (GO): mitochondrion
Molecular function (GO): NAD+ kinase activity
Source: RefSeq, a predicted model, not a curated record